CCAGGCGCCCGAGCCCCCGCCGCCGCCGAGCCUGGAAGCGGGAGCGGGAGCGGGGCUCCCGGAGGCGCUGGCGGAGCCCGAGCGCGACGGCCCCAGGGAGGAGGACGAGCCGAAGCUGGCGGCCGGCCCGCAGUUGGAGCAGACAGCCAGGCUGCCCAGAAGACUGUUUGGUGGGACUCCUGCACUGAGGUGGAAACCCAGCACAGCCUACCCUUUCUCCCCUCUAGACCCCUGAUUCACAAGGCGGCCCACCCAACCCUCAGAUCCCUGGGUUUGGCAAAUCCUGCAGAUAGUGAGCAGUAGAAGGACUUCCAAAACUUCCAGCUUGCCACCAGGAAGAAGGUCACUUUCUUUUGAGCAAAGGAGAUAAUGAGGGGUACCCUGCCUGUGUCCACUGAGAGGCCCGGGUGGCAUGAGCCACAGUUGCUCUGGGAGGGUUGUGGCACCUGGGGCUGGGUGGCUCACCCUAAGCUUGCUCUGACAAAAGAGUUUUGAGUUGGUCUUUUGGCUGAGCCUGCCAAGGAAGGCAGGCUCCUGCAGGAGUCUUGGAGGGUCGGAUGCAGCGCCGGAUGAGGAUGAGGCGUGGCAGAAGAUGCGUUUGGCUCUGCAGACACUGCAUCGGGCAGCAGGGGACUCUGGGAGGCUGGUGCAGCCAGAAGGCAUGGCUCUUGACAGCCUUCUAGUAGAAUCUCUGGAAUUGUGCAUGACAGAAGAGGAAAGAAACUAACGGGUAUUGAGCACCUACUGUGUGCCAGGCCCAGGCCAGCUUGUACAACCAGAGAGAAUUCUCCACAAACUGGCUUAAGGGUAUGAAACAAUUGUCCUACCUCCUCGAUGGACCUGAGCCAACAGCCUGAGUGGGAGUUUGGGUGAAAGCUCCAGGACACUGAGGUAAGGUUCCCCCCACCUCCAGCCAGUCUGUGCAGACUUGCUGCCUGCUGUGUCAUCGAGAACGUAAAGGCUGGGAAGAAGGCCCUUCCCAAAACGGACUGGUGUUGCAGGGUGAGAAGCUGCCCCCUGACUUCAUGCCAAAGCUCGUCAAGAAUCUCCUAGGCGAGAUGCCUCUGUGGGUCUGCCAGAGUUGCCGAAAGAGCAUGGAGGAAGAUGAAAGGCAGACAGGUCGAGAACAUGCAGUGGCGAUCUCCUUGUCACACACAUCCUGCAAAUCACAGUCUUGUGGGGGUGACUCUCAUUCCUCUUCGUCAUCCUCUUCAUCGUCCUCAUCCUCGUCCUCCUCCUGCCAUGGGAACUCAGGAGACUGGGAUCCCAGCUCAUUCCUGUCAGCACAUAAGCUCUCAGGCCUCUGGAACUCCCCGCACUCCAGUGGGGCCGUGCCGGGCAGCUCACUCGGGAGUCCUCCUACCAUCCCCGGUGAGGUUUUCUCCAUCUCGGAGCACCACCGGCACUCAGACCUCACUGCUCCACCUAACAGCCCCACUGGCCACCACCCACAGCCAGUGUCACUGAUCCCAUCUCACCCCGGAUCCUUUGGCUCACCACCCCACCCACACCUGCUGCCCCCUUCCCCAGCAGCACCUUUCCCUGCCCAGGCUUCAGAAUGCCCUGUUGCUGCUGCUGCUGCCCCCAACACCCCGGGGGCCUGUCAGAGCCCCCACCUGCCCUCCACCAGCAUGUCACUCCUGAAGAUGCCUCCGCCAUUCUCGGGGUGCAGCCACCCCUGUAGUGGGCACUGCAGUGGGCAUUGUGGCAGUCCUCUCCUCCCACCACCGAGCUCUCAGCAGCUCCCUAGCACUCACAGCAGGGACCCCGGGUGCAAGGGGCACAAGUUUACACACAGUGGCCUGGCCUGUCAACUGCCCCAGCCAUGCGAGGCAGAUGAGGGGCUGGGCGAGGAAGAGGACAGCAGCUCAGAGCGUAGCUCCUGCACCUCAUCCUCCAUCCACCAGAGAGAUGGGAAGUUCUGUGACUGCUGCUACUGUGAGUUCUUCGGUCACAAUGCGCCACCCGCCGCCCCGACGAGUCGGAAUUAUACCGAGAUCCGAGAGAAGCUUCGCUCGAGGCUGACCAGGCGGAAAGAGGAGCUGCCCAUGAAGGGGGGCACCCUGGGCGGGAUCCCUGGGGAGCCCGCCGUGGACCACCGAGAUGUGGAUGAACUGCUGGAAUUCAUCAACAGCACGGAACCCAAAGUCCCCAACAGCGCCAGGGCUGCCAAGCGGGCCCGGCACAAGCUGAAAAAGAAGGAAAAGGAGAAGGCCCAGUUGGCAGCAGAAGCGCUAAAGCAGGUGGAUCGUAGUGUUUCUGGAAGCCAGGAGCCAAGGCCUGCCAGGGAGAGGCUCUUGGAGUGGCCUGACCGGGAGCUGGAUCGGGUCAACAGCUUCCUGAGCAGCCGUCUGCAGGAGAUCAAGAACACUGUCAAAGACUCCAUCCGUGCCAGCUUCAGUGUGUGUGAGCUCAGCAUGGACAGCAAUGGCUUCUCUAAGGAGGGGGCUGCUCAGCCAGAGCCCCCGAAUCUACCCUCCUCAAACCUCAAUGGCUCCUCAGAGCAACGGCCUGACAUCAACCUUGACCUGUCCCCUUUGACUCUGGGCUCCCCUCAGAACCACACGUUACAAGCUCCAGGCGAGCCAGCCCCACCAUGGGCAGAAAUGAGAGUCCCUCACCCACCAUGGACCAAGGUGAGGGGCCCCCCUCCUGGAAUCAUCCCUGAGAAUGGGCUGGUGAGGAGACUCAACACGGUGCCCAACCUGUCCCGAGUGAUCUGGGUCAAGACACCCAAGCCAGGCAACCCUAGCUCUGAGGAACCAAGCCCAAAGGAGGUCCCCAGUUUCAAGCAGGAGCUGCCUGAGCCUGUGGCCUCAGGUGGGAAGCCACGGAAGGGCAAGAGACAGGGCAGUCAGGCCAAGAAGAGUGAGGCGAGCCCAGCCCCUCAGUCCCCAGCCAGCCUCGAGGCUCCCAGUGCCAAGGGCCAGACCCCCAGCCCCAAACAGCCAGGCAAGGCCCCAGAGCCUCCCAAAGUGAGCAGCUGUGCUGAGGCUGGAGAGGGGAGCCAGGGGAGCUGGCCAGGCCCAGGUUGGGCUGGCAGCCCCAAAGCUGACAAGGAGAAGGGCAGCUCCUGGCGAAACUGGCCAGGUGAGGCCAAGGCACGGCCUCUGGAGCAGGAGUCUGUGCAGCCCCCAGGCCCAGCAAGGCCACAGAGCUUGCCACAGGGCAAGGGCCGGAGCCGCCGGAGCCGCAACAAGCAAGAGAAGUCGGCCUCCUCCUUGGACGAUGUGUUCCUGCCCAAGGACAUGGAUGGGGUGGAGAUGGAUGAGACUGACCGGGAGGUGGAGUACUUCAAGAGCCCCUGCUGCGUCGAGCAUCUUGAGGGUGUCCUGCGGUCCCGACUGCCAGCUGAAGGUCUGCAGUUUCUUCCUCCACAUCCCCACCCACCUGCCCAAGAUCCUCCCUGCUCCCCACCAUCCUGGACCAACCAAAAGCUGAAUGGAUGCCGUGCCAUGCUGGGGCCCCUCAGGACCCUGUGCAGAGCCGCCUCCUGGUGCUACGCAGCCUCCACACUCAGAGCCUGGGGGCUGGGCUGGCCUGUGGGCCGGGGGCUGUUGGUACUGCUGGCCCAACACUGCUCUCUUUGUGUUUGGUUUUUUGUUUUUGUUUUUCAAUUCUUUACUUUUGAUACUGUGAAGAUCUUUCAUGCCGAAAGAUAAAGCGACUUUUGGACACAGA
This is a messenger RNA of Equus quagga, 3681 nucleotides long. RefSeq names its product family with sequence similarity 193 member B (gene FAM193B). The coding region runs from base 1026 to 3662 and encodes 878 amino acids. The transcript is spliced from 12 exons. Gene Ontology annotation, cellular component: cytoplasm; nucleus. Lineage: Eukaryota; Metazoa; Chordata; Mammalia; Perissodactyla; Equidae. The record is from RefSeq and is a predicted model, not a curated record.